ACAGUUCGGAUCACUUUCAGUUCUAAUCCAGGGCCCAGCCUGAUCACGUACCGCGUAACCGCUUCUCUUCCAUUGGUUUCUUCUUUGAUCCUCUGCUCUCUCGCCCGUAGAUCUCUCUCUCUCUCACUUUUCCCCGAGGGAAGGUAAAGCAUCACAGAGAGGGAGUGAGAGUAAAGGAAACCUUCCAAAUCCACAACAUUCUCCAUUUCAAUUCUCUCUCUCUCUCUCUCUGAAGAAUUGGUUUGAAAGAUGGUGGACUUCGCUCGAGUACAGAAGGAGCUCCAAGAAUGCAACAAGGACAUCGACGUGUCCGGUAUAAGCAUCAAGCUCAAAGGCGACAACAACAGUCUCACUCAUCUGACCGGUACCAUCCCAGGCCCUCUCGCCACUCCUUACGAAGGCGGCAACUUCAACAUCGACAUCGUCUUGCCCGAUGGGUACCCUUUUGAGCCUCCGCGGAUGCAAUUCGCUACCAAAGUUUGGCAUCCCAAUAUCAGCAGUCAAAGUGGAGCAAUAUGCCUGGACAUUCUAAAGGACCAAUGGAGCCCCGCACUAACUCUAAAAACAGCACUCCUCUCUGUACAAGCAUUACUUUCUGCUCCUGAACCUGAUGAUCCACAAGAUGCUGUAGUAGCACAACAGUAUCUUCGAGACUACCAGACCUUUGCAGCCACAGCUCGUUACUGGACGGAAACCUUUGCUAGGACGUCAGCUCUUGGGAUUGAGGAUAAGGUAAAAAAGCUGGUGGAGAUGGGAUUCCCCGAGGCUCUGGUGAGAAGUACGCUGGAGAGCGUUGGCGGUGAUGAGAAUAUGGCUCUUGAAAAGCUUUGCUCUGGUUAGAACUACUCGGCAUGAUUCCAUUUAUUUCAACUUUGGAAUUUUCUGUGCCACUGCAAAAGGUUGGAAACUAUACAGACAGGAAGGGAUUCAUCGCAGUAUAAGCUGUUCGUUAUAGAUUAGCUUUUCUAUCUUCUGGUUAUUUAUCUUUUGUUCCAGACUGUGCAUUCAUCCUUCAUGAACAUUAUCUCCCUACAUCAUUACAUCGAUAUCACUCUUUCCUAAUGGGUAGCUAGUUCGGUUGUGCACCUUUUGUUGGACGUUGACAACAGUUAUCACAAUGUAUCCAUUGGUAUCAAUCAUAUAAUAAUGAGUUUGACUUCA
Rhododendron vialii is the source of this 1161-nucleotide messenger RNA. RefSeq names its product ubiquitin-conjugating enzyme E2 27. Gene Ontology annotation, molecular function: protein binding; ubiquitin conjugating enzyme activity. NCBI's taxonomy places the organism in Eukaryota, Viridiplantae, Streptophyta, Magnoliopsida, Ericales, Ericaceae. Bases 250 to 840 code for a protein of 196 amino acids. Gene Ontology annotation, biological process: proteasome-mediated ubiquitin-dependent protein catabolic process; protein polyubiquitination. Gene Ontology annotation, cellular component: nucleus. The transcript is spliced from 5 exons. The record is from RefSeq and is a predicted model, not a curated record.